GGUUCGCCGAAGCGCUUUGUACUUUUUCACUUCUGCAUAUCAUUUUAUCACUGGUUAGACUUGUUGAUUCUCUCCUCAUUUCGCCUGUAUCUACGCCCCUGGAUCUGCGAUAUAUUUUUUUUUAUAUUCUCAGCCUAGGUCUCCAACAAGCAGACGACUGAUUCGCUACCAUGGCCGGAGCAGAGAGACAGCAGUCCGCAGAGCCUGCUGCAAUGACCAGCAGUGCUGAUCGCAUGGUGGGAAUGGACCAUGCUGAAGUCCGUUAUUUCACGAGUUAUGAUCACCACGGCAUUCAUGAGGAGAUGCUUAAAGACGAUGUCCGCACCAGAUCCUACCGCGACUCUAUCUACCAGAACCGUCAUAUCUUCAAGGACAAGGUUGUUCUCGAUGUUGGCUGUGGUACCGGUAUUCUUAGCAUGUUCGCUGCGAAGGCCGGUGCUAAGCAUGUGAUGGGCGUUGAUAUGUCCUCCAUUAUCGAGAAGGCCCGCGAGAUCGUCGAGGUCAACGGCUUAAGCAGCAAGAUCACCCUUCUCCAAGGAAAGAUGGAGGAGGUUGUCCUGCCGUACCCCAAGGUCGACAUCAUCAUUUCGGAGUGGAUGGGCUACUUCCUACUCUAUGAGAGCAUGUUGGAUACUGUUCUCUAUGCUCGCGACCGUUACCUCGUUCCCGGCGGCAAGAUCUUCCCCGACAAGGCUACCAUGUACUUGGCUGCCAUCGAAGAUGGCGAGUACAAGGAUGAUAAGAUUGGAUUCUGGGACAAUGUCUAUGGCUUCGACUACAGCCCCAUGAAGCAGAUCGCGCUCACCGAGCCCCUUGUGGACACGGUUGAGAUGAAGGCGCUCGUCUCUGACCCUUGCCCCAUUAUCUCGUUCGAUCUCAACACCGUCACCAAGGAGGAUCUCGCCUUCAAUGUUCCCUACUCGCUUACCAUCAAGCGUAGCGAUUUUGUCCAUGCUGUGAUCGCUUGGUUCGAUAUCGAGUUCGGCGCUUGCCACAAGCCGAUCCAUUUCUCCACCGGCCCCCACGCUAAAUACACCCAUUGGAAGCAAACCGUCUUCUACCUGCGGGAUGUUCUGACCGUCGAAGAAGAGGAGGUUGUGUCUGGCAUGCUGGAGAACAAGCCCAACGACAAGAACAAGCGCGAUCUUGAUAUCAGCAUCACUUACAAACUGGAGACUACGGACCAGAACCGCUCUGCUGAGGGUGGUUGUUUCUACAGAAUGUGCUAAAUCAACGCCUUAAACACUUUAUCAUUGCUGAAACGAUCCACCAGUGGGUCGGCGCUAUGAUUGCUUUGACCGGAUCCAGCGUGAGAGAUUCUGGCGGUGAUUUGAAAAUAUUUACCCGUGGGUAGCAUGGCAUUUAAAGGGAAGCACGCUUGCAUGACACUGGGUCGACGAAUCGGUUUUCUUGACUUGCUUUGUUUGUUUAUGCCAUUUCAUUUCCGUUAUGUUCCGGCGUUAUAUUGGAAGGCAGGAAACGGCAUCAUUAUCUGGCGCGACACGGAGAGAUGGUUUCCACAAGGACGAUUAUGAAGCUCCUCGAACUUCCCAAGUAGAUACCCCGAGUCGAUGCUCAAUCUUAUCAUCUCUGACGAUCUCCUUAUAUUGCUCAGUCUCUACUCCAUUUUUCUGCAU
Aspergillus homomorphus CBS 101889 is the source of this 1637-nucleotide messenger RNA. It is a transcript of the gene rmtA, whose product is annotated as protein-arginine omega-N methyltransferase HMT1. Gene Ontology annotation, biological process: peptidyl-arginine methylation. Gene Ontology annotation, molecular function: protein-arginine N-methyltransferase activity. NCBI's taxonomy places the organism in Eukaryota, Fungi, Ascomycota, Eurotiomycetes, Eurotiales, Aspergillaceae. The coding region runs from base 213 to 1229 and encodes 338 amino acids. The transcript is spliced from 7 exons. The record is from RefSeq and is a predicted model, not a curated record. Gene Ontology annotation, cellular component: nucleus.